This is a messenger RNA of Dendrobium catenatum, 960 nucleotides long. RefSeq names its product tetraspanin-8. Gene Ontology annotation, biological process: auxin-activated signaling pathway. The record is from RefSeq and is a predicted model, not a curated record. NCBI's taxonomy places the organism in Eukaryota, Viridiplantae, Streptophyta, Magnoliopsida, Asparagales, Orchidaceae. The transcript is spliced from 2 exons. Bases 138 to 959 code for a protein of 273 amino acids. Gene Ontology annotation, cellular component: plasmodesma; plasma membrane.
GCCUUCUUCUGUUCGUUGGCUUUCUCUGAUCUACAGAGAGGCGCUGAGGCGCAGAGAUUUGAAGAAAGGCAAUCCUGAACUUAGAUUUUGUCGCAGCAUCGAAGCUCUUCUCAUCACAUUGUAGCAUCGAAGCCAAGAUGUUUCAUAUCAGCAACAGCGUCAUAGGUUUCCUCAACGUUCUCACCCUCCUCAUAUCCUUCCCCAUCAUCGGCACCGGCCUCUGGCUUCGCGCACACGCCGCCUCCGUGUGCGAAAAGUUCCUCCUAUGGCCGAUUAUAAUCAUCGGCCUCUUCUUGAUGGUGGUGGCUUUGCUCGGGCUCUUCGGAUCUUGCUGCAAUGUGUCGUGUUUUCUGUGGAUUUAUCUCUCUGUUAUGUUUCUGAUGAUUGUCGGGCUCUUUUGUUUCACGAUAUUCGCCAUUGUUGUUACCAAUAAAGGGAUCGGUGAGGCGGUCUCGGGGAAAGGAUAUAAGGAGUAUAAGCUUGCGGAUUAUACAAUUUGGUUGCAGAACAGGGUUGGGGAUUUCCAAACUUGGGGGCGGAUUAAGAGCUGUUUGGUUGAUGCUGGGGUUUGUGGAGAAGUUCAGCUCUUGGUUUUUCAGCAGUCCGAUGAUUUCUAUAUGCAAGGCAUAUCUUCCAUACAGUCAGGUUGCUGUAAGCCACCUUCCGAUUGUCGGUACAAACAAGUGAAUGCCACAUACUGGACAGUCUCAAAAUCAGAUAAUCCUAAUUCAAAUGAUAUUGAUUGUAAGACAUGGAGCAAUGAGCAGAAUCGCUUGUGCUUUGACUGCAACUCAUGCAAAGCUGGAGUACUUGCGAAUAUAAAAAUGCAAUGGAGGAAACUUGCAAUUUUCAAUGUUGGCCUCCUUGUGUUUCUCAUUGUCAUUUAUUCAAUUGGCUGCUGUGCCUUUAGGAAUAGUUGUAAAGAUAACCAAUAUUUACGUUACAGAGGUUAUAAUUAAA